AUGCCCUCUGGAAACACACCUACUGUCAGGCUGCUGCACUUCAACGAUGUUUAUCGUCUCGAGCCUUCGGAACACGAUCCAGUUGGGGGUGUUACUCGCUUCCAGAGCCUGUGCAACCACUAUAGACAAGAUCCGAAGUAUCAAGGGCAACCGGAGCUUAUCACGCUCUUCUCAGGGGACGGGUUCGGCCCGAGUCUAGAGAGCAGUGUAACCNNAAAGGUUGUUUGCUACGUCCAGUAUGGACUCUGGGAUCACAAGCUGACAUCCAAUGGGACAGGCGCUCAUAUGGUUCCAAUCUUGAACAACGUACCAGUCGCUGCCGCUUGCGUCGGCAAUCACGAGCUUGACAUGGGCGUUCCUCAAUUCGAGCAUCUCGCUUCUCAAUGCAAUUUCCCUUGGCUGCUAGCCAAUGUUACAGACCCAGCGCUAGGCGACGACGUUCCUCUGGGACACGCACAGAAGACCGCCAUGCUCACAUCGUCCACCGGAGUCAAGAUCGGACUCAUUGGUCUAGCUGAGAAGGAGUGGCUCGAAGCCGUCAAUUCUCUGCCAACCAAUCUGGUACACACCGAUCCUGUCAUCACAGCCCGUAGCGUGAUACCAACCCUCCGAGCUGAAGGCGCUGAAAUGAUCAUUGCUCUAUGUCAUCAGAGAGAGCUCCAUGACACUAGACUGGCGCAGGAGGUACCGGAUAUAGAUAUCAUACUCUCUGGCCAUGACCACCACUACCGCCACUCUAAAGUACGCGAAACUCACAUCGUGUGCUCUGGCAGCGACUACAAGCAGCUCAGCUAUAUCGAAGCGUCAAGGAAUGAAUUGCUUGACAAGCUGUUCUCGUCUCUCCAAAACAAGCUGCAGAAAGUAGUCGGCUAUACCGCCGUGCCACUAGAUUGCCGUUUCAGCACUGUCCGGAGCCAGGAAUCCAAUAUGGGCAAUUUCGUUUGCGAUUUGAUGCGCUACUACUACGACACUGACUGUGCGAUGAUUGCUGGAGGUACGAUCCGAGCCGAUAUGGUCUACCCUCCAGGUAUCUUACGACUCAAGGAUAUCGUCGAUUGGUAA
This is a messenger RNA of Aureobasidium vineae, 1062 nucleotides long. NCBI's taxonomy places the organism in Eukaryota, Fungi, Ascomycota, Dothideomycetes, Dothideales, Saccotheciaceae. The record is from the annotation of a GenBank genome assembly.